UUGGAGUAUCGCUUCAGCCCGGAUCGGCUCGCCGAACUGAACCGCGCUCCGGUUCCCCUGCUGUUGGCCAGGAUCACUACCGGGUGCCCUUCCUACGGCAAAACCGCCGCCGAUAUUGACAGCGUCGAUACCCUGAUUGCCGAAAUUCGCGGCCACUGCGCCAGCGAUACGGAUUUUAUCAGGCAGUCCAUGCCGUUGCAGGAGAUCGUGUUCCGUACCCUGCUGCUGGACGCUGACUCCACGAUGACCCUGGGCCAAUUGCACCAGGAGCUGACGGAGCGCUGGUCGUCUGCCAUCCGACCAAUUACUGUUACCCUCUCCGGCCUGGCCCGAAUCCUCGACAGCGACGAAUUCUACGGUUUCGAGGCCAUCCCCGUUGAUGAUCCCGAAUUAGCCGACCUCCCAAUGCUGACUGCUUCCGGCGCCGACGACUCUGAUGGCCUCGCCCAGAUUAUCGCCGCCAUCGCCGCCAACGUGGAUGACGAAGAGGACGAUGACACCGACCUGUUCGAAGAGGACGAAGACGAUUGCGAGGACGAUGACACCGACCUCUUCAUCGACGAUUCUCCUGACAAUGAAUCCGAGGACGCUGAAUCCGAGGACGAAGAAUAG
Molecule: messenger RNA, 612 nt
Organism: Geodia barretti
Lineage: Eukaryota; Metazoa; Porifera; Demospongiae; Tetractinellida; Geodiidae
Source: the annotation of a GenBank genome assembly